Neoarthrinium moseri is the source of this 798-nucleotide messenger RNA. RefSeq lists its product as uncharacterized. The coding region runs from base 1 to 798 and encodes 265 amino acids. Lineage: Eukaryota; Fungi; Ascomycota; Sordariomycetes; Amphisphaeriales; Apiosporaceae. The transcript has 2 exons. The record is from RefSeq and is a predicted model, not a curated record.
AUGGAUCCAAAUCAACCCCAGUCGCAGCCUCAACAGGCACCGCAGCCCUACCCGCAGCACUACCAACAGGCGCCGCCGCGGGUCUUGCCCUACAGCAAGGCAUGGCAGACGACCAAGAUCGUCUUCUACUCGCUCUCCAUCAUCUUCUCUAUCAUCGUGCUCGGCAUAUCUAUCGCCCUGGUCGUCAACCCCAACAUUGAGAGCAUCGUCAUCAUCUGGACUGCUCCCCAGGUCGGAAUUGCGCUGUGCUGGGACAUCGCCGAGCUGAUCACCAUUUGUGCGCGUAAUGGCCACCGCGGUAUUCACCCAGGUGCCCAUGUUGCGCUCCAUCUGCUGCUGUGGUUGGGAAUCAGCGCCGCCAUCGGCUUGACCGGCUACUGGGUCGCAUUCAUCGUGGAAUGUGAUUACUACUGCCGGAGGUACUCCCGUUAUUACAGCUACUAUUCCGGCACAUACGUCCCGUCGAUGCAGGCCCUGCUGGCUUUCCUGUGUCUUCUCAUUCUCGUGCACUUCUUCCUCUUUGUCCGUGCCUGCGUCGAGACCGCGCAGCGUAACAGAUUGGCUGCCCCAGUGAUCAUGGUUCCGCAGCACAUGUACUACGCACAGCAGCCGAUGGCGCAAUAUCCUGUGCAGCCAGGCUACCCCAACCAGCCACAGCAGGCUCACAUGUCGGGAUAUUAUGGCCAGCCUCAGGAGGUCCAGAAUCACUUCACUGGGUCGACCCACGUAUCGCAGCCAUCGGCGCCUACGCCAGUCCAUGACAAUGCGGCUCACCCGACCUCAUCCCAACACGCAUAG